CUUCACUUCACAUUCGCCACCAACGUUAGAAAGAGAGAGAGAACAAGAGCAACAAGUCUCAUUCAACUUCACAAAAUCAAUACCUAAAGAUUCCCAAAAACCAAAGCAAGCCUUUGAUUACUUUUGUUAAUCACUUGCUCAGUUUUCUCUUAAUCCACAUCCAAUAACUCAUGGGACAUUCCGACAAAUCUUACAACCAACUCGAAGGAGAGAUACGUGAAGCCACCGACGCUAAAAAAUGGGUUUUCGCUGGUAUUCCUCCACGUUCGCCGCUCAAGCCAAUUAACUCCUCUUCCGACGUCACAGUCAGCGAAACAGAGGAUCAAGAUCAGUGUCCGACGACACCCACAGCGGUUUCCGUCAGAAUUCCAAGAGUCCCGCCGUGCCCAGCCGCACCAAAGAAGCGGAAGCCGUCGUCCAAGUGCAGCUACAUUGCCACCGGUAGAGAGUUCUUCUGUCCACCAGACCUCGAAACCGUUUUCAUUCAGAGAGCAGCUAGUUAACUCUGUUUUCACAACUCUCUACUUCUCAUUCUAACCUUUUUUUAGGGUUGUAAUAUUCUUCUCGAUUCUGGUUAAGUUUUAGAUUCUGAACCUACUCUUAUGCUCUUUAUGUGUUUUUCAGUUCUAGGCUUCUAGUAAUGUUAGGACACUAAUUAAGGUUGCUGAAUAGAAAGUCUUUCGUGUU
This is a messenger RNA of Brassica oleracea var. oleracea, 687 nucleotides long. RefSeq lists its product as uncharacterized. Bases 171 to 503 code for a protein of 110 amino acids. The transcript has a single exon. The record is from RefSeq and is a predicted model, not a curated record. Gene Ontology annotation, biological process: regulation of DNA endoreduplication. Lineage: Eukaryota; Viridiplantae; Streptophyta; Magnoliopsida; Brassicales; Brassicaceae.